Messenger RNA from Phyllostomus discolor (pale spear-nosed bat), 2902 nucleotides. Its product is annotated as olfactory receptor 10T2-like. The transcript has 2 exons. Lineage: Eukaryota; Metazoa; Chordata; Mammalia; Chiroptera; Phyllostomidae. The coding region runs from base 1832 to 2803 and encodes 323 amino acids. Gene Ontology annotation, cellular component: membrane. Gene Ontology annotation, biological process: G protein-coupled receptor signaling pathway. The record is from RefSeq and is a predicted model, not a curated record. Gene Ontology annotation, molecular function: G protein-coupled receptor activity; olfactory receptor activity.
GACAGAGGCCUAUGGGGCAUGGCAAAACUUCAGAACUAUAAAAAUAUAGUAUUGAGUAGGAAGUAAAAUAAACCUGAAGGAAUCAUCCACACUUCAAACUGUACUUGAACAAGUACAGUUUCAAUUACUUGGUUUGACUUUUCAGAUAAAUAAGAACAAACCUGACUGAGUAAUUAUGACACUACAUCAGAAUAAAAACAUUAUUUUGUGAACAUCACAGUGAGUUCUAAGUCCAUAGAGGACAAUCUUCCUGGUGUCCAAUGGAGAGGAAGAAAUUCCAAGUGGUGUCAAGGGUAAUGGUCUCAGGUGACCACAAAAUUCUCAUUGUAUGUUACAGAAAACUCAGCUUCAGACAUAAAGAACAGAGGAGUUUUACCCUACUGUUAUAAGAAACCUCGUAAGUUCAGACAUAGAGUAAAUGCAUCACAGGGAUUCUAAGGGCAAAAUGGCUUAAACACUUAUGCCUAGAUAUUACAUAAAGAACUAUAGAACAUUGUGCAUAAGCAAUGAGUUCCUUAUAUAGCUUAAUGUUAUUUUCUUUUUUAAAAAUUGGAAGUGACUUCUCUUGUCAUAAGGUGGGAAGUUUAUUUUAUAUUUCUACUUAACCAUUAACAUUGUGUUCAGUCCACUAAUAACCAAGUUGCUGUGGGUGUUAAUCAACAGUUAAAAUGUAUUGAAAAUACUAAAAGUACAGUUGGACUGAAGAUAAAUGUUAUUGCCUUUCCAUUCCUGGCACAAUCAGCACAGAGAAAACAGCAAUGAGGAGGUCAGAAAUCUGAAAACUGAGGAUAGGACUGGAAACACUAGACCAGAGCAAAGUGUGCCAAGAGGGAUUGACUUCAUACAACCAACCAAACAGAAGAGCUGGUACAGUGUUACAGGCAACUGUGAGCAGCAGUGCCUGAAACUAAACCACAUACUGUACAGAAAGUCUCACACUCAGCAGAGUGGAUGUUUUAAGAACUCAUGAAAAUGGCCAGAAAACUUAAGCUCUAAUAAGAACUGUGCUGCAAAGCAGCCUUUUCCACCAGUAUAUCAGUGAGAACACAUCCUUGAAAUUUUCCUGAAAGUUCAGGAAUUAAUCUGACAUCAUGAACACAAAUGAGCCAUCUAGGACAGGGGUGGUCUCUCCAUAACAAUUUUGCCUUUGAGAUCUGCAUGAAUGAGAGAUAGUUAUUGAACACCUCCAGCUUCUACUUAUUGUCAUGGAUAGAAAACCAGUAUGAAUUCCAAAAUAGUAAAUUCAUUUAUUAGGUCUAUUCAAUGACAUAAUUGUUAGCCAAGCAGCUGCCGCUUUUGGGAAUCACCUCUGAAGACAGUAUUACUUUUCAAGUAUGUAUGGAAAUCAUUCAAGAAGAAUUUCUUAUUUCUUAAAUUCACAUUGAUUCUCAGUCAACCUCAUUGGGAACUUUUGUAUGCCAGUCUAUAAUUAGAUCACACAUAAACAUUGUACACCUGCUACCCUCAUACUCUGGUAAGUGAGAAAAUAAGCAUUUUUCACAUUGCCUUCUUUCAUGCAGAUACUGACUACAGAGGAGGGCAAUAAAGAAGUGAUAAAUAAGGGUUGUUCCCAGGAUAGAGUUAGCUAUACUUUAUGACAGUUAUACAGAUUCUCUACUAGAAUCUUUCUCAUUCCUCUGAAUCCUGACCUUGAAUUCAUCCUAGUACAUUUAAUUCUUAUUGCUCAGGAUCACUCAUGGACAUUGUCUUGUCAUUGCCCAGGAAUCUUUAAUUAAAGUCCAGAUGAUAUCAGUGCUUUUUAUAAUCUUACCAUAGUCUUGACCUCAAGGAUAUCUGCCUGCAUCUGUGGGAGAGUGACUGAGCCCACUACAUGAUGGGCAACCGUACCACAGUGAGCACAUUCCUGCUGUGGGGAUUUUCCAGUUUCUCUGACCUGCAGGGUCUCCUCUUUGUGAUGAUUUUCUUCUCCCAUGUGACCAUAGUAACUGCAAAUGUGUCCAUAAUGAUGGCCAUCAAGCUCAGCCACAACCUUCACACCCCGAUGUACUUUUUCCUCUCUGGCUUGUCCUUUUCAGAAACCUGUACCACUAUGGUAGUCAUCCCCCGAAUGCUAGUGGACUUGCUAUCAGACAGCAAGAUCAUUUCCCUUCCUGAGUGUGCCACACAGAUGUUCUUCUUCUUUGGAUUUGCGGGCAAUAACUGCUUCAUCAUGGCUGCCAUGUCCUAUGACCGUUACACUGCCAUUCACAACCCGCUGCACUACCCCAUCCUCAUGACCCACAAAACUUGCCUUCAGCUCAUGAUGGCCUCUUCUGUCACUGGGAUUGUGGUGUCUCUGUGCAUUGUCCUCAUAGUAUUCAACUUGUCUUUUUGUGACUCCAGCAUUAUCCAGCACUUUUUCUGUGACAUCACACCUACAGUCUCCCUUGCCUGUGAUUAUACUUUGUUUCAGAAAGUGAUCCUUUUUGCACUCACUUCAUUUGUGUUAGUGGGCACCUUCAUUUUAAUUAUGAUUUCCUAUGUUUUCAUUGUGUUCACAGUUGUGAAGAUGCCCUCUGCAAGGGGGAGAUAUAAGGCCUUUUCUACUUGCUCUUCCCACCUCACUGUAGUAUGCAUACACUAUGGGUUUGCUGGCUUUGUCUAUUUGAGACCCAAGGAGAGUGAUUCAUUUUGUGAAGAUAUGCUGAUGGCUGUGACAUAUACAGUGCUGACUCCUCUGCUUAAUCCCAUAGUUUACAGCCUAAGAAACAAAGAAAUGCAAAUAGCUCUAAGGAAAGUACUAGACAAUGUCAGUAGGUUUUUCUCUCAGAUGGUAAGUAAAAGAGCCUUGGACACUUCUUAGAACACUUACAGAGCAUGCCUUUACCAGUAUGGCUCAGUGGCUGGGCAUUUUCCCCCAAAGUAGAAAGUUGCCUGUUUUAUUCCCAGUCAGGGUACAUGC